Anisakis simplex (herring worm) is the source of this 657-nucleotide messenger RNA. NCBI's taxonomy places the organism in Eukaryota, Metazoa, Nematoda, Chromadorea, Rhabditida, Anisakidae. The record is from the annotation of a GenBank genome assembly.
AUGGUAUCUGGUGGAUAUCGCAUUGGUAUGCACAUUGUUACAUCCGCAUUGAGACUUCUCGAACCGAGGGUCGAUGAUGACUUCGUUGAUCGUCUUCACUACCUCUACACAUCCACCAUCAUCUUCCUAUUCGCCAUUCUUGUAUCGGCAAAACAAUAUGGUACUUCUUUUCGAUAUUUCUGUCGUCGUCAUCCAAUAGAAUGCUUCGUACCAGCACAGUUCACACGAGCAAUGGAACAGUACACGGAGAAUUAUUGUUGGGUGCAAAAUACCUAUUGGGUACCGUUCCAGGAUCUGAUACCGCACAGACUUGAUGAUAGAGAAAGGCGUCAAAUCGGCUAUUAUCAGUGGGUACCGUUUGCGAUGGGGAUCGCAUCACUCAUGUUCCAUAUGCCAGCCACCGUCUGGCGAAUGCUUUCCACACAAUCAGGUUAUCAACUCAUGCUAUUCUCAUCACCACUAUCUUGUAAUAUCCAACACGUAAACCGUCCUAAUGCAUCUGCCACAAUCCAUCCAAACAAACUCGACUCUACUCUAUGUAUUUCGACAAAACCAAAAAUCCAAUUCCUCAUCACAUCUGCAAUGGUUUAUGAUAACACCUCUCUGCAGUUCAUCAGCCCAUGUUGCUUCCCAGUCAAAAACCAUCCAUAUUUCUAA